Molecule: messenger RNA, 3094 nt
Organism: Phaeodactylum tricornutum CCAP 1055/1
Lineage: Eukaryota; Bacillariophyta; Bacillariophyceae; Surirellales; Neidiaceae
Exons: 4
Coding region: 118-3021 (967 amino acids)
Biological process (GO): transmembrane transport
Cellular component (GO): membrane
Source: RefSeq, a predicted model, not a curated record
CAACCGUGAAGCAAAAAGUCUCAUACUUCUUACAACGCCUGAUCCAAUUGUCGCUUCAAGCCCAUCCGUGAAUAGAAACAAAUAUAAAUUGCAUCCUUUGCUUUCCAUCAACUCCCCAUGACUGGCGAUGACACCACAACGACUCCUCCGGUUGUCCCACGCGAAGCCGUGCGACCCGUAUCAUCCACAGAGAACGCGGGGAACUAUCGUCCGCGCUCCCGGCAAAACAGUCGCACACGUCAAAACAGCCGGGAUGAAAUGAUCACGUUCAAUCCAACAACGGCCGCUAGUAUGAACAAUCGCCGGGUGCUCUUUUCGGAAGCCGCACGUCGUGAUGGAGGCGACAAUAAUGUUGCCGCUCCGGAAAUGAUGGGACCAAUUUUGCGACGCAAAAAGGUCGUGUCCAUGCCGCUUGGUGCGGGAGGAGAUUUCUUUGUGAGCAACGAUGUCGGAGGUCCACAUCGACAAAUGCUGGCUCAGUACAAAGGCGUACACGGGGACAAGACUACUUUCAAGGGUCGUACGAAGCAAAAGAGCGUCGGCGCCGCUUUUGUAACACCUGCGGAUCCGGACCCAACUACUGUUACUUUGCCACAAGCUCGUAUCCGCCAAGACAGCGGUACUCGUCGGGAUUUGAGCCACGUGAUUAAAGGUGUUCUCCGACGGAAACAAGUCAGUUUGGACUUGCUUGGUCCCAAUGACUUUUUUGCACUACCGACGGAUGAACCAGAAGAAAUGGUGUUAUUGCCAAUAAUGCCCGAAGACGACACAGCACAACUGGACGACGAGCAAGGUAGUAUGACGACGGAGAAGCGUCUAUUUCGUCCUUUGCGGUUUGCCCCUCGUAUUGGUGUGCGCGGUAAUCGUGGUGGCGGAUACGGAGUUGGACACGCCGUAGAAGCGGCUCCAGAAACAAUUCCUGAAGAAGCAGUCGACGAAGAGAUGGUAGAUGCUUUUCACCGAUACUCCAAAACAAACCAGGACUUGAGGCUACAAGUUAUUUCACUCAAAAACAAACUUGCCACCAAAAGCGAUUGCUCGGCGCUUAUGGAAGAGGCCGACAGUAUUUUGCGAACGCAUUCAGAGCUCAACCCGGAUGAACAGCUCCUCAAAAGGAAGAUCAUGAAGGUUCAGGGGUCAAUUGAUGAAGAGCAUGAAUGCAGCGAAGGCAUUGACAACAACAUUAAAGACCUUGACAAUUUGGGAAUUAUUCGGGCUACUCGUCGCGAUUACAUCAAAACCGGCAUUUUGUUUAUGAUUAUGGUUGCCUUGACCAUCACAGUCUCAACCUGGGAGACUCACUUGGACGAAGAGAGCUUCAUUUUCCGGCACGUCGGUUUAGCCUGCGUCACGGAAUGCCGUGGAAACUUGCUUACACGUGAUUUCUUUCACGGCCACAACCAAUUCAACGACGGAGAUGUCAUUGAGUUAAUCAUGCACAUGGAUCCAAAUUCACUUGCCGAAACAAUGGGAGCGUUGGCAUUAGUACAGAUUGUGGGAACGGAAACUAAUGAAACAAAAGCAAUGACGACUUUCGGACCGACCGCGGAAAACGACCGUGAAACCUAUGAUCAUCGUCUGGUGGUAAAUUUUGACCGCCCGCAUGAGCCGCAUAUUAUUGUUGUGAACAGUACCAAGCCCAAUUUUGAGUUGUCGUUUACUUUGACGGCGCGCCUACUGGCUCCGUUGGCUGACAACAGUGUUGCAAUUGCAGCAGUGAUUAUGGUGGUUGUGUACCUUUUUAUUCUGCUGGAAGUGAUCCACCGUACGCUAGUCGCUAUUUUUGGCUCUAUGGUGGCCCUGAUGUUUCUCUUUGUGAUGCAAAAUGGCGAAACGGAAAGCAUUCGUCAAAUUAUGUUGAACUUAGAAUGGUCUACGCUGGGUCUUUUGUUUGGAAUGAUGCUCAUUGUUGGUGAGCUUUCUCAUACAGGAGUGUUUGAGUGGUGUGCUGUCCGUUUGCUCAUGGCAAGCAACGGAUCAUUUACUCGCUUGAUUGUGUUGCUUUGUGCUCUAACCGCAGUAGCCAGUGCCUUUUUGGAUAAUGUGACCACUAUGCUUCUGGUUGCACCAGUGACGAUUGACAUGUGCAAUAUUUUGGGUGUUGAUCCUCGACCAUAUUUGAUUGGGGAGGUGCUGCUUAGCAAUAUAGGCGGAACAGCAACAUUAAUUGGUGACCCUCCAAACAUUAUCAUUGGAAGUUCGUUUGACGAAAUUGGCUUUGUUGAUUUUAUCGUGAAUGUACUUCCUUGCAUUUUUCUUCUUUGCAUCCCAGUCUCUCUUGGGCUGGUGGUUUGGGUUUACCGGUACUAUCUCACUACAAGCACCAUGAAAGUCCUAGAUACAGCGAAACUCAAGACUGCUUAUCCAAUCUAUGAUGAGCCUCGCCUUAUGAUUGCUGGCACCGUUACUGCUUUUGUAAUCAUAAUGUUUUUCCUGCAUCCGGUACAUCACAAAGACACUGCGUGGAUUGCCCUCCUUGGAGCGUUUAUUACUAUUGCAUUCACCAAUCCACACGACGUGCAAGAUGCGCUCCGAAACCAUGUUGAGUGGGACACCCUUCUAUUUUUUGCGGGAUUGUUUGUUUUAGUCGAGGCAUGUGCAGCAAUGGGCUUACUCGAGGAAAUUGGAAACUUGCUUGGUGACUACAUUCAGGCACAGGAAGAGAGCAAACAGCUUACGCUGGCAAUAACAUUACUUAUGUGGGUCAGUGCGAUAACGUCGGCAUUUCUCGAUAACAUUCCUUACACGGCGACGUUGAUACCAGUGAUUCAGAUCCUUGCUGAUAGUCUACCUGAUACGUUGCCAAUCGAAAUAUUAGCGUGGGCUCUUUCCUUUGGUGCCUGUCUAGGAGGCAAUGGUACUCUCUUAGGAGCAAGCGCCAACAUUGUGACGGCAGGAAUUUCAACAAACAAAGGAUUUGAGAUCUCUUUUUUAAACUUCCUUUAUCCUGGUAUGCUUUUCAUGAUUGUAACAGUGGCAAUAUCAAACCUGUAUAUGUUGGUGCGAUACUCAUGGAUCUAAGAGAAGGAUGGUAAGCCGACAACAAUCCUCGUCUCUAAAUACAACUAAUUUAAAGACGCAUAACGCGCUGUCA